Messenger RNA from Pelobates fuscus (common spadefoot toad), 3768 nucleotides. It is a transcript of the gene TREH, whose product is annotated as trehalase. The record is from RefSeq and is a predicted model, not a curated record. NCBI's taxonomy places the organism in Eukaryota, Metazoa, Chordata, Amphibia, Anura, Pelobatidae. Gene Ontology annotation, molecular function: alpha,alpha-trehalase activity. The transcript has 15 exons. Gene Ontology annotation, biological process: trehalose catabolic process. The coding region runs from base 116 to 1855 and encodes 579 amino acids.
GAGAGCAGAGUGUUACUCAUCAGCACAAUAUUAAUAGCCAGAUCGUAUCUUGGGUACAUUUUCUCCUGUGUAGGUUUUUGGGUACAGAGAGGCUUAGAUCCUUUUGUUUUGCACAAUGCAGUGGGUACCAUGGUCUGUAAUGUUCUAUGUGACCUUCUGUUUCAAUAAUCAGGUGUGUCUGGCACAAAAUUUGCCCCCUCCUUGUGACAGUACCAUUUACUGUACCGGAAAUCUACUUCACACUGUCCAGAUGGCCAAAAUCUUCAAAGACGAUAAGCAUUUUGUUGACAUGGGUCUACGUGAUACACCUAGUCGGAUCUUGAAGAAGUUCCAGUCUUUGGUAAAUUCUAAUCAAGGUGAAGCACUUGUGAGCAAGCUCAAAGACUUUCUCAACACAUCAUUUGCUGAGCCUGGAGAUGAGAUUGAGCCGUGGCUUCCUCCAGACUGGAAGGAGAAUCCAGAACUUCUUUCUCAAAUCACAGAUCCACGUCUGAAGCAAUGGGCCUCGGAUCUUAAUCACCUCUGGAAGUCUUUGGGAAGAAAGAUCAAGCAAGAAGUAAAAGAUUUACCUGACCGUCACUCUCAAAUAUAUGUACCCAAUGCUGUGAUAGUGCCUGGGGGACGUUUCCGUGAGUUUUAUUACUGGGAUUCCUAUUGGGUCAUCAAUGGACUUCUACUUUCGGAAAUGAGUAGCACAGCAAGAGGAAUGAUUGAGAACUUUUUGUACUUGGUGGACAGAUAUGGCUGGAUCCCUAAUGGAGGGAGGGUCUAUUACAUUCGCAGAAGUCAGCCACCGUUCCUUACCAUGAUGAUGGACAGCUAUAUGGAAAAUCAAAAGAACACCACCUUCCUUAGUGAAAAUAUAGCUCUUCUGGAGAAAGAGUAUAAUUUCUGGAUGACCAAUCGAAGCGUGAUUGUACCACUAGAAGGAACAAACUACAACCUGAAUCGCUACAAUGUUCCAGUAGGAGGGCCCAGGCCAGAGUCUUAUUCAGAUGAUUAUGAACUUGCUGAAAACCUUACUACAGCUGAGCAGCAAUCUCUUUGGGCAGAGCUGAAAGCAGCUGCGGAGUCUGGCUGGGACUUUUCUUCUCGCUGGUUUUCGAAAUCUCGACAGGAUCUCAAAGGCACCAAGACCAGCUCUGUGAUCCCCGUGGACCUGAAUGCCAUAUUGUGUCGAGUUGAGAGAACACUAGUCAAGUUCUACAAGGAACUCAAAAUGGAUGAAAAGGCUUCUCAAUUUCAGACUGCUUUGGAUCAAAGAAUUGAAGCAGUUAAGGCUGUGCUAUGGGACGAUGAUGUAGGAGUCUGGUUGGACUACAAUUUGGAUGACAAAAGUCGAAACAAAGAGUUUUUCCCAAGCAAUCUGUUCCCAAUCUGGGCAACCUGCUACAACAACCAACAAUAUGUGGACAAAGCAGUCACCUAUCUUGAGAAUAAUCCAGCGUUUAAAUACAAAAAUGGACUUCCUACCACUAUGAAAAAUACCGGACAACAGUGGGAUUUUCCCAAUGCAUGGGCCCCACUACAGCACAUGGUCAUUGAAGGUCUGGAAAAAACUGGCUCAAACAAGGCAAAAGAACUUGCUUUUUCCUUGGCCCAGAAAUGGAUUCAAACCAACUAUGAAGUGUACCAGAAAUAUAAUGCAAUGUUUGAAAAGUAUAAUGUUGAAAAUGACAGCGAACCAGGCGGUGGAGGUGAAUAUGAAGUGCAGUUGGGUUUCGGCUGGAGUAAUGGAGUUGUAUUUCAGCUACUGGACCUCUAUGGAGCCCAACUGACAUCCAGUUCUGUCCUUUGCUCUACAGUUUCAUGGGUACUCGUUACCCUGCCCUUCAUCAUUUCUCUGUGGACAUAAAUGUACAUUAAAGGAAACAAAUAUGUAUUCCUAAUGUUAGAGCUAUGUGUGGUCUCACAGCAGCAUGCGAUCCUCAAUACUUUCAAUCCAAUGCUUUCUCUUAGGAAAUCACUCAGCAGGGGAGGGGGAGCUAGUGCACAUGUGCCGCUGUCACCACUCUGCCUAAAUCAGUAUCUCCUCACAGAGAUGCAUUGACUCAAUGCAUUUCUAUGAGGAGCAUUCUUCUCCCCAAUGUAACCAGGAAACCCCUCUAGUGGCUGUCAAGUGACAGCCACUAGAGGCGGCAAUGAAACAGCAAUGUAAACACUGCUUUGUCUCAGAAGGCAUUGUUUAAACUGCAGGGACAGUCUCCUUGCACCAGAACUGCUGCAUUAAACUGUAAUGUUCCGGUGCUUAGAGUGUCCCUUUCAGCCAGCGGUACCCAAAAGAUAGAUCCCCAGAUGUUUUAAAACUACAGCUUCCAUUAUGUUUUUGUGUUUAUAGAAGGCAUUCUAAAUGCAUGCAGAACAUUAUGGGAGUUGUAGCUACAUAAUCUGGGAAACUACCUUUUGGGCACCCCUGCGUUAAGCUAUUUCUGAUCUCAGUCACUCAAAUAGAAACAUAGAAUGUGACAGCAGAUAAGAACCAUUCGGCCAACUAGUCUGCCCAGUUUUCUAAAUACUUUCAUUAGUCCCUGGCCUUAUCUUAUAGUUAGGAUAGCCUUUUGCCUACCCCACGCAUGCUUAAACUCCUCUACUGUGUUAACCUCUACCACUUCAACUGGAAUGCUAUUCUAUGCAUCCACUACCCUCUCAGUAAAGAUACUUGCUGAUAUUAUUUUUAAACCUUUGCCCCUCUAAUUUAAGACUAUGUCCUCUUGUUGUGGUAGUUUUUCUUCUUUUAAAUAUAGUCUGCUCCUUUACUGUGUUGAUUCCCUUUAUGUAUUUCAAAGUUUCUAUCAUAUUCUAUCAUAAAAUUCUCUAAAUCAGCUAUGCUUUGGGUUCAGCUACUUUGUCCUAAAUUUUGAAAUUAUCUUUGAAUUCACUUUGCAUGAUAACCAUUCUUUUUCAAACCUUUGUCUUCAAACACACUCAAUUCUACAGACUUAUUGCUUCACCCUUAAUUUUUGUUCUACGUCUAUUUCAAAUUUAAGGAUUGAUUUCAAACAAAAAGCAAUACAGCUGCCCAGUGAAAACUGUGCAACGUUUUAUGAACUUUGUGAUGACAUUGUCUUCUGAAUAACCACAAUCGAGCAAAGCUUUUAAGUAUAUAACAUGCGAAAUUCAAGCAACAUGUGUCUCAUCAACUGAGUAUGUUGUGUGCAUAUAUUUGCAAACUUUAGCUGGGAACAAAAAUGCUUUUUAUCAUAUAAUUUUAACCUAUCCUUGUGUGGAAUUUCUGCAGUAUAAAAAUAACCUUGGCUCUUCAUGAAACACCGAUUUGUUUUUAAGAGAAACGCAUACUUUGUAUAUUUGUUGCUGUACCUCCAUAUUUUAAAUUCUGUUUUACUUGCUUAUUUCUAUAAAAUCUUGUGGAGCAAAUAUGUUUAUUUUUUUGCCCUUUGAUUAGCAUGUUUUAAUAUGUGAUAGCCUACUCGCCUUCCUGAUCUCAUAAUUUAUGUGUAAAAUAGCUGUGUGGAGUGUUCAGUGGGGUAACAAUUUAAUUCCUUCAAAAUAUUUCACGAUAAAGUUACCUGCGUUCUGUAUUAUAUCUAUAGACAGAUUUUUAUUACUUUUUUUAUGAACAGUUAAAGUGAGAUCGUUUAAGCCUUCUAUUCUCUAUUUACACUAAAACAAACAAAAAACAUACAAUAGAUUGCAAUUAAAGUACGCCAGUGUUGUUAUGUCAAAUAAAUAUACACAUAUUGGUAAUGAACUAUGAUGAGUGAUAAUCGAAUGUGUGUACGAGAUUAACAGUACAAAUUGUAAUGUUAC